UCUCAUAUAAGUGGCUGCAGAGGCAGAGAGAGCUGGAGACCAGACAGAAGGCUGUAUUAUGAGACUUUUACAAAUGCAGCCCAUAGUCUCGUUGGAAUGUUCUACAGCCUAGACGGAGGACCGUUUUCAGCUGUCGUGUAGCUGCCUGUCUCUGUCCUACAGACCUCACUGCCAAGGGUGGAACCUGAGAGCUAACUCUGCAUCUGGGCGAGCUGCUCAGUAGAUAACUGCUUCCGGCUUGAACGUCACUGGACAUUUUGGCUCUUCAUUUGGCCAGGACUGCAGGCUUUUGCAGCUCUCUUAGUGGGGUGUGGACUGUACAAACAGAGAGAGAUAGAGAAGAGGAGGAAGUAAGGGAAACAGGAAAAAUACGUUUUUUUUUUUUUUGUGGGAACGAGAUCUCCCUCAACCCUCACGCUGGGGAAGGCGGCGCAACCCCCCCACACCUGUCAUCUUCAUCCCGGCCCCUCCUCACAAACUCUGACCUCCCGCAUUAUCAGGUGGAAAGGCCUCUGCCUCCCUGCCCUUCCCAUCAUGCACCUCAAGACCACCAAGUGUAACGCCUUCUGCCUGGUUGCCUCGGUGACCAACCAGGAAGUGUUUGACAGGCCUGAGUCCCGGGCCAGUUUUGAGUCUCUGUUCCGCUCCUUCGACCCGGACGUAAACUUCCAGUUCUUUAAGAGUUUCCGGCGUGUGAGAAUCAACUUCAGCGAUGCACUGGCUGCCGCUGAGGCGCGGCUCCGACUGCACAAGAGCGACUUCAACGGCAAAGAGAUGCGCCUCUACUUCGCACAGUCCGUCCUCAUAGGCAGUCCCCGCCUGGAGCCCCCUAAACCUGACAAACAGUUCCUGAUCUCCCCCCCAGCUUCGCCACCAGUAGGGUGGCAGCAGGCCCCGGACGCCGUGCCCGUCAUCAACUACGACCUUCUCUGUGCCAUCUCCAAACUAGGGCCAGGUGAGAAGUACGAGCUUCACACCGGCACCCCCACCACCCCCAGCGUAGUGGUCCACGUGUGUGAGAACGAGCAGGACAGCUCGGGGGGCGAAGACGACACAGAAGGAAGCACCAGCAGCAGCAACCGCCCCCCUCGCCCCAAAAUCAUCCAGACACGGCGUCCGGACAUCACCCCCGGCGUCAUGCAGUGAGCAGCAGAGAGAAGGGGCGCUCUAACAUCCACAAAGCAUGUCUCCCACAUCUGCCUCUCAGAAGUCAAUGACAACCUGGCCCCUGGGAGGAUGCUGUUGGGACAUGUAAUACAUCUUCUCUAACACUAGGGGGAGUUGCAUCUCAUAGCCCUGCCUUUUCAUGGAGAGAAAGAGCGAGAGACAUUCAUCUCUUAUCAUUUCACAUUUAAUUUCUCUUUCGUCCUCCAUUUGGAACAAUAUUAGACACUUGAGAGAAAGAGAAGUAGACAGAGAAUAAAGAGCAAGGGAUGUUUUGAAUAGUUUUGCUGUAAAAAAACCAGUUUUACUUCAUUUGCUUUGUAACCGUUGUAUAUGUUCAUGGUCAGGCAUGGUAGUGUGAGAGCGAGAUGUUGUAGUCCUCUCUAGAGAGACACCGGGGGAUCAACUUUCUUUGGAUUCAUUGUGACUUGUAAUUCAGGACCCCGUAACAAACCCUGUCUAUAGACUAAUUUCAUACUGUGUACUGGAUCCAUCAUUUUCUUGUCUAUAAGAUGUGUGCGCAUGCUGCAGUGGAGGCCGGCUCGUAAUAAUGGCUGAAACGGCGUCAAACUAUGUGUUUGAUACCAUUCCACCUAUUGCGCUCCACUCAUUACCACGAGCCCGUCCUCCCCAAUUAAGGUGCCGCCAACCUCCUGUGGAAUGCUGCCAUCACUAGCUCAGUGAUUUACAAUGUUUCACUCAUCGAGGAGUACAAAUGACAUUCUAUUUGAUGACAUCACAAUAGACCUAAUUAUUAUUCACGAAUAAUUCCUAAUGGUCUUUACUCCAGGCCUAACAUUUGUAAGCAGAACACUUCAAAGUUACUUUCUUAGCAAAUGAACCUGUCAAGGAGUGAAUUCUAUAGUAGGUCUCCAAUAAUGACUCCUCUGCUUCCAUAGCAUUGAGAUAUGUUACUGUAUGUUAAUACAAAUACAAUACUCCCCUCCUA
This is a messenger RNA of Oncorhynchus nerka (sockeye salmon), 2113 nucleotides long. RefSeq names its product calcipressin-1-like. The transcript has 4 exons. Gene Ontology annotation, molecular function: calcium-dependent protein serine/threonine phosphatase regulator activity; nucleic acid binding. The record is from RefSeq and is a predicted model, not a curated record. Gene Ontology annotation, biological process: calcium-mediated signaling. Bases 535 to 1146 code for a protein of 203 amino acids. Gene Ontology annotation, cellular component: cytoplasm; nucleus. NCBI's taxonomy places the organism in Eukaryota, Metazoa, Chordata, Actinopteri, Salmoniformes, Salmonidae.